This is a messenger RNA of Vanessa atalanta (red admiral), 620 nucleotides long. RefSeq lists its product as uncharacterized. The transcript has 5 exons. Bases 1 to 618 code for a protein of 205 amino acids. The record is from RefSeq and is a predicted model, not a curated record. Lineage: Eukaryota; Metazoa; Arthropoda; Insecta; Lepidoptera; Nymphalidae.
AUGAAGAAUAUGGCGAACAAAGGUCUUGAACCCAUCGCAGAUCAAGCACUCGUUGAAAGAUUUUGCUACGGGCCCCGUUGCUUAAACAGACUGGCGCGUGCAAGUUGCAAACUUGAGCUAAAUUUACAAAUGGCGCUUAAGGAAAAUAAAAAUUUGUACGCAGAGUGUAGUCAUAUCAAGCGGAUCAAACCUGACGCUAGAGCCACUGAAGAAAUAGCUAGAGAGAUCGGUCAGAACUAUCGAACCAUACCAACAUUCGAGAAAGGACUCUUCGACUAUACGUAUAUGAAUCAUUAUUCAUUGGAACGUAACGAAUUACUCAAAUGUCGCUGGAUGCAAUACAAAAAACAUAUCGAGGAACGUGUAUUUGCUCCUUUUCAAUUCCCUUGCAUAAGAGAUUUACAUUUUUACAACGGUUGUAUUCGAUUCUUACCUGGUGAAUCGACAUAUCGAUAUCCCGAACAUCGAAUGAAACUAACAUCGGGACCUGGAGUCGAUUUUCGCGGUCAAAUGCCCAUCCCUCAAGAACUGCUUAUGAAACGAGGAAGACUCGAAAAGAAAAAUGACGGGGAGGUUAUUGUUAAAAAAAAUAAAAAGACAGCGAAAAGCAAAAAGUAGUA